This is a messenger RNA of Microthlaspi erraticum, 1170 nucleotides long. The record is from the annotation of a GenBank genome assembly. NCBI's taxonomy places the organism in Eukaryota, Viridiplantae, Streptophyta, Magnoliopsida, Brassicales, Brassicaceae.
AUGGAGCUUCUCGCCGGCGACUGUCGGAAACGAGUCGGCGAUGACUUUCCCGAGGAUGUUGACCCAUUCGACGGCUCAGACGGCGGCUGCGACUGGAUGUACGGUAGUCGUGAAUCGGGGUCCCUGAGAAUGAGACCUAACGGAGACGACGACGCUUUGGCUACGCUCGCGGAGUUAGCGCCGCCUCCUCAGAAACUGAAGCCCAUCAGGUGCGGCGGUAAGCCUCCCUUGGAGGAUCGACAUCCUCUGGAUAUUCUCGCCGGAACCCUAGAUAGGCUUCCGGAGAUGGGGUUUCUCGGAGACGGCUGCUUCGAGGCUGCGUUGGGAUCCAAGAUUGCUGACGUGGAGAAAAGCGGUCAAUUGACGCGUGGGUUUGAAAAAACUGACGAAAUGAAGCUCGAAGGUCGUCUCUCCGGACAUGGCACUUCUUGGGAUGGUGUGUCUCGGAGCUCGUCUGUUGAUAGCGACGACAGCGAAAGCGACUCUUCCCCGGGCGUUCGCAAGGGUAAAAGAAAGCGGGAAACGAGGGAGAAGAUGGAGCAUUUCUUGGAGAAGGUGGUGGGGAGUAUGAUGAAGCGGCAAGAGAAGAUGCACAAGCAGUUGAUUAAGGUGAUGGAGAAGAUGGAGCGUGAGAGAGUACGGCGUGAGGAAGCUUGGAGGCAGCAGGAAACAGAGAGGAUGAGACAGAACGAAGAGGAACGGAGACAAGAGAUGGCACGCAGCUUGUCUCUCAUCACUUUCAUCAAAACUGUCGUUGGUGAAGAGAUUGAGAUCCCUAAAUUCUGUGAUCAACCACCUCAGAAGCUUCUCCAACAUAGUGAAUCCGCUCAGAGACAAGGACAAGGAGAGACGAAGUUUGGUUAUUCAAGCGGGACAAGAUGGCCGCCAGAGGAAGUGAAGGCGUUGAUAGCUAGCAGAAGCGAAGUGGACGAGCAGACAGGGGUUCACAAGGGAGCUAUAUGGGAUGAGAUAUCAGCGAAGAUGAAGGAGAGAGGGUACGAUAGAUCUCCAAAGAAGUGUAAGGAGAAGUGGGAGAACAUGAACAAGUACUACAAGAGAGUCAUGGAAGGUGGGAAGAAACAGUCUGGGCAAAGCAAGACUCGCUCCUACUUUGAGCAACUAGGGAAUCUGUACAAGACCAACUCAGCUAGUGCAGAACAACAAGAGUGA